CCUCCGGUCCCGACAGCGUGGUGUGUGCGUGCCCUCGUCAGCAGCUAAACGAAUCUCAGCAAAAUGGCCAAGGAACUCAGUGCUCGCGAUGUGGAAAGGGUAAAGUUCACUUUCUCCAUCUACGACUUUGAGGGCAACGGUAAGAUCGACGCCUUCUACCUCGGCGACUGCCUGCGCGCCCUCAACCUCAACCCGACCCUGGCCAUCAUCGAGAAGCUCGGCGGCCAGGAGAAGAAGAAGGUCAAGAUGAUGACCCUGGACGAGUUCAUGCCCAUCUUCGCCCAGGUCAAGAAGGACAAGGAGUGCGGCAGCUUCGAGGAUUUCAUGGAAGUGCUCCGCCUUUACGACAAAGCCGAGAACGGGACCAUGAUGUUCGCCGAGCUGGAACACAUCCUUCUGUCCUUAGGAGAGCGUCUUGAAAAGUCCGAGUUGGGUCCCGUGCUGAAGGAGUGCUGUCAGGAGGAGGACGAGGAAGGUCUGAUCCCCUACGAGCCGUUCCUCAAGAAGCUCUGCGCCUAAGUCGUUCCUGCGUGAGCUCGAGUUCGCCGGCUUUGUUGAAAGGCUAACAUAGUGUUUCCGUGUUUUGUUUUGUUUAUUCAAAAGUCCCAGAGGAAAGAUUAGAUCCGUAUUUCAAGUGGAGAAAAAGAGCCAGUUUUAAGGCCACAAAAAAGAGGAGAAAAACAAUUUAAAAAAAACAGAGCAGUGAAUCACAGCCAGCAAACGCACCAGAAACAAGAACCAUCUCCACAUCGCCUCUUCGACCAUCAGCAAUUCGCACAAUCGAAAUUCGCACAAUCAUCUCACUCUCAACAACGCCUGCAGAUGGUUGAAGAAAAGACCGCCAUUUACACUCAGCGCACCCCGCCUGCAGAUAACGAAGGACCACAGAUUCCCUCAAGAAGCCACGGCAUUCGAAAACAGCAGAAACGAAAACGAUUCAGAAGCAGCGAUCAGAAUUUACAAUAGUCGUUGGUAAAUUGUAGGGAAGUUCAC
Molecule: messenger RNA, 993 nt
Organism: Penaeus indicus
Lineage: Eukaryota; Metazoa; Arthropoda; Malacostraca; Decapoda; Penaeidae
Product: myosin light chain 1-like
Exons: 1
Coding region: 64-519 (151 amino acids)
Cellular component (GO): myosin II complex
Molecular function (GO): calcium ion binding
Source: RefSeq, a predicted model, not a curated record